AUGGCAGGUGCGACAGAGUCAGGAAAUAGAGUGAGGCAGCGUCGUGCAAGUCGACCCAAAGUAAAGACUGGAUGUAAUAAUUGCAAGAAUCGAAGAGUUAAAUGCGAUGAAUCAAGACCUCAGUGUACGAAAUGUGUUAGAUCAGGAAGACAAUGCGAUGGUUAUCCGGCAUAUAAUCCGAGGAAUCGACAUGCCAAUAAUACCCUUCCAAUUGCUCCACGACCGAGCAAUGCUGGCCUGGAAUCAAACUCAACAUCAUCCAACAAUUCCAUAAUAAUAACUACGAAAUUUCCUGGCUCGACGACACUCGUUCCUAGGAGGGCAUCGAAGUUUAUCAACAAAACCAAAUCCCUCAAUUCAUCAAUACCCAUCACACCAUCAACCAUCAAAUCCAUCGAAAUUGAUUCCGAAUUAUUUCGACCACCCACCCUGGGUCUCGCAUUCGACGCCAAAGAAGGUCAAUAUUUCCAAGUUUUCCGAACCCAUACUGCCAGCGAAUUAUCCGGGUUCUUUGAUUCCGAAUUCUGGAUGCGUAGUGUGCUCCAAGAAUCACAUUCCGAAGCAUGCAUACGGCAUGCCGUGGUGGCCCUCGGAGCCCUCUACAAAACCCUCGAAACAGUCGCCGAGUCACCUCCGGGUUCCCCAAGUUCGGGCUCGAACCAAAGUACUUAUUCUAGGGAUUCGGCACCCACGCAUUGGAAUUUUGCAUGGGAACAAUAUGGAAAAGCGGUGACGCGCAUGCGGCAGAGUAUUGCAAAUGGCGAAGUUAGAUCUCAACGAACGAUUUUAAUUUCCAGUGUUUUAUUUACUUGUUUUCAAUCGUUUGUGGGGGAUCAUAAGGCUGCUAUUAAACAGGUACAAGUGGGAUUGGGGGUUAUGGAAAAACAACGUAGGGAGAGGAGAAAGCUGUAUAUUCAACGCGAAGAUGAUAUUGUGGAAGAAGAACUGGGACAAAUGUUUACGCGGAUGGCAAUUCAGGCCAAAUCUUACGAUAUGGCGUUUCAUUUUCCAGCUCCGUGGGUGAUUCGUCUCUCCACCAAUCCAAGUAUCGCCAAUCCGGUAUCAUCACCAUCGGGACCUCCAUCUCCUUCAACGACUACUCCGUUGACGAAUCUCGAUUUCAGAUAUCAUGUAGCUCAUGAUCCAAGUCUAGGAAACCCACCCAGUCCAUCAGAUAGUUCGACGGGAACCACUGCAUCGAUCGAAGCGCCAAUUCCAGAGAGUUUCUCAAACGUUCACGAGGCGAGAUUGGUACUUGAUGCUCUUUGCGAGAGAAUCAUGCGGUAUAAUGAGGAGCUGGUGGGGUUUUACACGGUAUCUAAUAAUAUCCUCCCAGCCUCCAUAAAAUCCAAUGGUUAUGGCUUUGGACGCUCCCUCGAACAAUGGCAAUCUACAUUCGCUCCACUCCUCGCCAAACGUCGCGCUCCUGGUACAUCGAAUACUGAGAGAGCUGGGAUAAUCGUACUUCAAAUGGGAUGCAUAAUGACGCGAAUCCUUGUCUUCACGGCAUUUUCCGCAAACGAAAUGGAUUUCGAUCAAUUCCUUCCUAUAUUUGCAGAGAUUAAUGAAUUGGCCAAGGAAUUGAUCGUUGAUGAGGAAUUAGCAUUGGCGCAAGCGAGAUGUGGAGAAGCUUGUAGACAUGUGAAUUCGAGUAUGGGAAGGGGAAUUAGGACACCGUUUGGGGUCAAGGUGAUGAGUCCUAGUUCUAGUCCUGGACCCGAGGGCAAACAUGGGGUGCAUGAGACAUAUUCACAUAUUAAACCAUCUUUUGCAUUAGAUCUUGGGAUCAUCCCACCGCUAUUUGUGGUGGCGACGAAAUGUCGAGAUCGAAAACUUCGGCGCGAAGCUAUUUCUCUCUUGACGUCGAGUCAUCGGAGAGAAGGAAUGUGGGAUUCGAGACUCUGUGCAGGGGUCGGGAAGUGGAUUAUGAAUGUGGAGGAAGAGGGACUGCAUGAUUAUGUGAGGGGUGGGGUAUCGGAGAUGCAGAUGGUUAAGGAUGAGAAGAGGGUUAUGGUUAUGGAGAUUGAGUUUGAUAUGGAGAGGAGGUGGGCGAUGUUGAGGUGUGGGACAAGGGGGGUGGUGGGUGAGGGGUGGGAUGAGGGGGUGGAGGGUUAUGGAGAAAUAAUGGAAUUUAGGGAGGAUAAUAGUGAAGGCAUGGAAUUUAGGGAGGGAAUGGGUGAAGGAGAAAGAAAGGGAAUUGAGGAGUUCUGGAGUUGUAUGAUAUGA
This is a messenger RNA of Sclerotinia borealis F-4128, 2226 nucleotides long. NCBI's taxonomy places the organism in Eukaryota, Fungi, Ascomycota, Leotiomycetes, Helotiales, Sclerotiniaceae. The record is from the annotation of a GenBank genome assembly.